Messenger RNA from Anoplophora glabripennis (Asian longhorned beetle), 846 nucleotides. Its product is annotated as ATP-dependent RNA helicase A-like. NCBI's taxonomy places the organism in Eukaryota, Metazoa, Arthropoda, Insecta, Coleoptera, Cerambycidae. Bases 1 to 846 code for a protein of 281 amino acids. The transcript has 2 exons. The record is from RefSeq and is a predicted model, not a curated record.
AUGUUCCUAAUUUUCCUAGUCGCCUCGCUGGCGACGAUAUUACACUACGUAGGGGCUGUAACACACACGAAUGUGGCACUGGUAGGAGGUGGAAUGGGCAUGGGAGGUAUGGGAAUGGAUAUGGGCGGUAUGGGAAUGGGAGGCAUGGGAAUGGGGAUGGGGGGAGGGUUUGAGAUGGACAAGGGCAUGUUCAAUGGAGGGAUGAAGAAUAUGAAUGACGUCUUCUUCAACGGCAAAGGAGGGAAGCAAGGAGGACAGUUCGGGCUGGGAAAACAAGGUUUCUAUCAAGGGGAAGGGAUGAACAACUUGAAGAAAGGGGAACAAGGAGCUUUCAGCGGACACAAAGGAGGAAAGAAUCUGAUGUCAAAAGGCGGCGGCUACAAGGGAGGCAAUAAGUUUGGAAAACAGGGCAAAAAGGGAGACCAGAAGAAAAAGCAGGAGGACCACAAAAAGGCGCACGGUAUCAAAAGCUACAAAACUUCCCACGAAAAGAACGAGAACAGCCAGAGCGAAGAGUUCUACGACGAAGAACACGACGAGGGAGACAAGAGCGGGUAUGCCGGACAAAAGGGACAGUUCGGCGACAAAAAGGGAUCCGGAGCCAAGGGAGAGGUGGGGGAGGCGGCGUACAACGCCGGAGAGCAGAAAAAGGGCGGAAAGUUCGAGCAGAAAUACUUGCAAGACGCGGAGAAAGGGCAAGCGGGGCAAUAUGGGAAAAAGGACUACCUUGGAGGACAAGCCGGUUACGCGCUCAAGAAUGCUGGGGACCUCAAAAAUGCUGGCGGACACGAUCAAGCGCAGAAUAUGUACAAGUAUUAUAAGCACCCUAUGAUGUUCGGUAGAUAA